GGGCUCCGCGGGGACGCGGCCGCAGCCGGCUGCUGGAGUGAGGGCUGAGCGGAGCCCGUGAGCGCGGAGAGGUUUAUGAUGGAACUCACAUCUUUGCCUAAAUUCCUUUGGACAAGUGACAACAGAUUUCUGCAUCACCAUUUCCCGGAUAUACUGGCUACUGUUCACACCACACAAGACAUUCCUGAAGAAGCUGUUUUUGGCCCGUGCAUGCUGCAGAACACCCUGCUGGACACUGUAGCUUUUAUUGCCCUCAAGUGUUCUGAUAGACGGACCAUCCACUAUGUGUUUAAGGUAGAUGUCACGUCUGUGCACAGUCCUACAGGACUGCCUUGGAUGAGGCUCGUACAAGCAGCUGCCAAUAGCAAGGAGCAAAACUUGGAAGCUUACUUAGAAAACAGUCAGUUAUAUUAUCGCUCUACCAGGAAAAUCAACAAAAAUGAGGAGCUACUUGUCUGGUAUGAUGAAGAGCUUUCCAGACUCUUGGGUUUCAAUGAGAUAAAAACUCAGAGUCCCCAGAAUGAGAUGAGAUGCCAAGAAUGCAACCGAGUCUUUAGAUGUGAGCAUUCCUAUCUGUCCCACGUCCGCUUCCUGUGCAUCCCAGAGAAGAGUGCCCUAUGGAGGAACUUCCAGGGUGAAAAAGUCACCUUAGUGGAGCAGAACACGAAUUUCCACAGCCUGGCAAAGGAUCUAGAGGUCAAAAUGACAGCUUGCAAAGAUGAUGCCUGUGGUCUCACUGGAGAAAAGAGAGCAAAAUCAGAAGAGGCUGAGAACAACAGGAGCAGGAAAACAGUGUUGUUGGAGAAAACAAAUAAUCUGAGUGAGGAACAUAACUGUGGGGGCAAGGAAGAGGCUGGAGGAGAGCAUGCACCAGCUGGUUCUUUCUGGAAGCUGAGUUCAGGAAGGCAGUCAGCUAGGAAGGAGGCUUUUGAGCAGAAGCAGAGUGCUUUCACUGAGGUCAGGACGACAAAGGAGAAGCUGAGGAAUGAGAGACCCAAAGAGUCAGACCAGGAGGAUGGCACAGGUCCCACUGGUAAGGAGCAGGUAUCAAAGGAGGCAUUGCUGAACUCCUCUGGUAGUGCAUUCUCUUUUGUGUGGCCCGCCAGAGGCCAAGGAGAGCAGAAAAGUGCUUUCAGCAAGCCCAGUAAAUGUCUUGCAGAAAGAGUGGCAAUAAAUUCUUCUCAUCCCAUGAGUGAGUCACCAAAGAGCCUGGGGGAGCUGUCUGGCUUCAUUGCCACCACAGACAUCAUGUGCUGCAGCACUCUUCUCAAUUCCAAGUUCUUUGUCAGUGAUUUGUGUAAUGCUCAGAUGCUGCAGACUAGCAUCAUUCGGGGAAAUGUUUUCCCUUAUAGCUCAGAACCAUGGCACAAGCAAGCAGAACAGUUACAGAAUACGACCACCACUUCUUCCUCCACCUCCACCUCCUCCUCCUUGACUCUUCUUCCCCCCACCUUCACAUCCUUUGGAGUGGCUGCCCAGAACUGGUGUGCCAAAUGCAACCUGUCCUUUCGCAUGACUUCCGAUUUAGUCUUCCACAUGCGGUCACAUCACAAAAAAGAAUACUCUUCAACUGAAUCCCAGAGCAAGAGGAGACGGGAGGAGAAGCUCACAUGUCCCAUUUGUCAUGAGUACUUCCGAGAACGCCAUCAUUUAUCCCGGCACAUGACCUCUCACAAUUAGAGCUGUGCAGAUGGGUCUCACCAAGGGACUGGGCAGGUUGGGUAGAGUAGGGGGACGUCGUUCAUUUGUAUCCAUUUCUUUUUUGCGUUUACAUUAAUUUCUUACAGAAAAUCACUGUUUACAGUAAUUUAUAAUCGAUGCUUUGCAAAAAAAAAUACGAUAUGUUUACAAAAGUCUGAGUGGGUUGUAAGUUUUGCAAACUCAGCCUGGCCCUUGUCAAUCUAUUUUUGAGGAAAUAAAAUUGUGAAAUGAAUGCACACACGCAGUAUUAAUUUGCAAACAAAGUUUGGGGACAAAGGUAUCAUUUUGCAGACAAAAUUUGAUUUGCUGGUGUCUGUGCUGUACAAUGUAAAUACAGAAGCAGCAACCUCUUCACUGAAUGCAGAAUCUUUAAA
Lagopus leucura (white-tailed ptarmigan) is the source of this 2075-nucleotide messenger RNA. It is a transcript of the gene ZNF488, whose product is annotated as zinc finger protein 488. Gene Ontology annotation, molecular function: protein binding. Gene Ontology annotation, cellular component: nucleus. The record is from RefSeq and is a predicted model, not a curated record. The transcript has 4 exons. Lineage: Eukaryota; Metazoa; Chordata; Aves; Galliformes; Phasianidae. The coding region runs from base 76 to 1680 and encodes 534 amino acids. Gene Ontology annotation, biological process: regulation of DNA-templated transcription.